AUGUGGGAGUUUUGGAUCCCUAAACUAGAGGAAAUAAAUCAUGAUGACAGGAAGCGCCCAAAAUUUCAGCAGUUCCGACCAGACAGCUCCUUCAUAUCGUUCCUGGGCCCCUUGAAUACACUUAUGUACCUCAUCAAAUAUAAGCUCAAGUGGAUACUGAUCAAACUUCUCAUAGCCUUCCUUUUCAUCCUCAUUAUCUUCCUCAUCAUCUACACGUCGCCCGGAUGGAUAAGCAAGAAGAUUUGGAAUGCCUAA
This is a messenger RNA of Dibothriocephalus latus, 255 nucleotides long. The record is from the annotation of a GenBank genome assembly. NCBI's taxonomy places the organism in Eukaryota, Metazoa, Platyhelminthes, Cestoda, Diphyllobothriidea, Diphyllobothriidae.